Molecule: messenger RNA, 927 nt
Organism: Panicum virgatum (switchgrass)
Lineage: Eukaryota; Viridiplantae; Streptophyta; Magnoliopsida; Poales; Poaceae
Exons: 2
Coding region: 305-709 (134 amino acids)
Source: RefSeq, a predicted model, not a curated record
UCUUCAGCUUCCUCCGCCGCCACUUCUUGUCCCCUCCCCGCAUUGUUCUCCGCCGCCGCAGCCGCUGACCUCGAGAGACCGCCUCCGCCGUCGCAUGAUGGGUAAGGCCGGGAUGAAGGACCCGGCGCAAUCCGAACGCACGAGCCGCCAAGAGCGCGACAAGAAAGGCAAGUUCACUCGCAGCUCGAAGGCAGGCAGGGGCGCCGCCCUCGCCGGCGCUAGAGUCGCCAAGCCUGCAGUCGCGUGAGCCGUGGCCUCGGCGGGGAAGGCGGCGAGGGCUCGCCGCGUGUCAGACGUCCCCGGAAUGUGCGCCUUAGUAGGCAGGGCAAGGAAGGCUCGCCGGAGCUCCGCCGCCACCGACAUCUCUUCCUCCAGGGCCGUCGUCCCCGCCGCAUCCCCUGCAUUGUCGUCAAACCACAAGAAGUGCCAGUUCUACAAGAACAUCAUGGCUAUGGAGGACAGGUUGAAGGAGCUCGAAAAGAAGGCCAACAAACACUCUAGUCAGGGUGCUGUGUUGACAGAUAUGCAGGAAAGGGUGGCUGCUCUUGAGGGGAAGCUCCAGGACACAGUGGAAGCUUUGGAGAAGACCCAGCAUCUUGUCGAGAAGAAUGUAGUUAAGCUCUUCAUAGACCAAAUAGAUAUCAAGGAGAAGGACAAACUCAUAGCAGAUCUCAGGAAGGAGCUGGAGGAAGUCAAGAAGAAGCAGUGAGGCCUAUCUAUAGAUUUAUGUAUAUAGGUCUUCUAUAUGUAACCAAGAAUAUGAAGUACUAGACUAUGAUGUGGUGGCGCAUGGAACACCUAGUAAUGCCGCCUUCAGGUCUUUUGGAUGGAUGGAACCCAGGAAUGUUAGUACUUUGGUUUGGCAUGGGUUGUGAACCCAGGAGCUUCAAAAGCUCAACUUAAGUAAUAUAUUCCUAUUUUAUAUAA